Molecule: messenger RNA, 768 nt
Organism: Porites lobata
Lineage: Eukaryota; Metazoa; Cnidaria; Anthozoa; Scleractinia; Poritidae
Source: the annotation of a GenBank genome assembly
AUGGUUUCUCUUCCGAGCACGUUCGGGGAGCUAGCUGAGUAUGUUUUUCAGGAACUACCUAGAGGACAACGCGUUGACUUUGUAACAGACUCAUAUCAUUCCCGUUCGAUAAAAGGAUUGGAACGAUCAAGACGAGGUUCUUUACAAGCACAUCUAGUGAAAAGACCUUCUACUUAAGUUCCUCGCGAGUCGAAAAAGUUAUUGUGUAAUGAAGAAAACAAAAGGCGCUUGUGCAGCUUCCUCUUAGAGGAGUGGAAAAAGGGAAAAUAUGCUCCGAAGCUGCAGGGAAAGCAUUUAGUUUUCGUUGAGAGGAAAUGCAUCAGCUUAAAAAGUAUCGAUGGAAAGAAUGUAGUUACAGAGGAAGUUGAGAAGUUGUGCUCUUCACACGAGGAGGCCGAUACCAGAAUGAUCUUGCAUUGUAAUGAUGUUGCUGCAAAUUCGGGAGAAUGCUCGGUUAGACUAGUGGGAUCCCCUGAUACCGACGUGUUCAUUUUACUCCUAAGAUUUGUACGUCAUAUAAACCAGACAGUGCUGUUUGACACUGGAACGGGUGACAAGCGCCGACUUGUAAAUGUUCAAGCUGUUGCUAAAGAUCUCGGAGAUGAGAUUAACCUGGCUCUUGUAGAUCUGCACGCAUUUACUUUUUGCGAUACGAACAGUGCUUUUGUGAGAAGAGGGAAAGUGAAGCCGCUCACACUCCUCAAAAAACAUCCUGAGUUUCUUUCAUGCUCUAGGAUCGAGAGUUGGCAUAAAAGACAGAGUAUUUAA